Molecule: messenger RNA, 4178 nt
Organism: Pleuronectes platessa (European plaice)
Lineage: Eukaryota; Metazoa; Chordata; Actinopteri; Pleuronectiformes; Pleuronectidae
Gene: arl4ca
Product: ADP-ribosylation factor-like 4Ca
Exons: 1
Coding region: 1228-1812 (194 amino acids)
Biological process (GO): intracellular protein transport; endocytic recycling
Cellular component (GO): cytoplasm
Molecular function (GO): GTP binding; GTPase activity
Source: RefSeq, a predicted model, not a curated record
AAACCUUUAUCGUGCUGAUGGGGGGGGGACUGAAGUGGAACACAACAAACCAGCAGACAACAGACAUUUUUGGUAGUAAGUAUUUAAAUCUUAAAAAUUUACUGAACUUAAAUAUUUAAAUAAAAUUUCCUAUUUGCAAAUAUUCUCAAGAAAAAUCGACAAACUCUAAACUGAAGCUACGUUGAACUGGAAAACGUUAAAAAAUAUUAUCACAAGUAUAAUUAUGGUCAAGUUACUUUAAGUGCCUUCACAUCUUUAAGAGAUGGAACAACAGGACAAUAACAGAACUAAUAAGUAAAUAAAUGAAAAAUAUAACUAUUUUGUCCAAAGUUGCAAACAAUAUAUAUAAAUACAGCUUUGCACAAUGUAAAGUUCACAAAAAGACUUAACUUUAUUAUUUUUGUAAUCUUAUUUCGAGAAUAAUACAAAAUAUGCAGUACAUACAGUGUUGUUAUUUUAAUCAGGUUGUAAUUUCCUUAGUGGGACAAGUUAUUAUCAUGUUUGACCAGUAGAUGUCAGGCUUUCUCCAGCUCAGGCUGCUCAGUGCGCAGAGGAAACACUGCAGGCAUCACGAAAGGAUACUUUUCAAAAUAAGAGCCUGCACCAAUAGAUUGGCUUGUUGCAACAAAGUGUCUCAUUUGAAACGGACGAGGCUUUUAUUUUUUGGGGGAACGUGUUUUUACCGGAAGCCAAAUUUGGCACUUCCAUGCGUAACUUGAUGCAUCUUUACAUGACAACGUUGAGAGGCUGGUCCCCGCGUCACACACUGGUCACAUACACCAUCACCUGAGUGUGUGUGUGUAUUUUACUGCAUGAGCGGCUACGCACUUGGACGCUGACACAUCCAGAGACACAAACACAUCCAGAGACACGAUGUGACACCCAGCCGCGCGUAAUUUACGCAUUUGGAGAGCAGUGCGCACUGUACACCCGCCGUUGCACCGCGGUGAUCUGGCUGUUUGGGGGACGCCUGAUGCUGCUGGGGUGAGAGUCCAGGGAUGCUGCGGCUCGUCUGGCUGCCGGAGUGCCGCCGCGCAACGUGGGGCUGCGCCCUCCGGAGCUGCUGAACGGCGGAGGCGCGGAUCGUUUUUGCUGCGAACAUGAUUUGACUCAUCAACAGGGGAAUCUCCCGCUAUGCAUCACUCAGGGGACGUCUGAGCGUCUCCUGCGGUGGUAUCGCUCGCUGCUGGUGGGAGUGCGUGGUCUUCCUCUCUCCCAGCCUGCAAGAUGGGGAAUAGUUUCUCCAAUUUGGCUGCAUUCCAGUCCCUGCACAUAGUCAUGCUCGGGCUGGACUCCGCAGGUAAAACCACUGUGCUGUACCGGCUGAAAUUCAACGAGUUCGUCAACACGGUGCCCACCAUCGGCUUCAACACGGAGAGGAUCCGGCUGGGUGGCGCGGGGGCCUCCAGGGGCAUCAGCUGCCACUUCUGGGACGUCGGGGGCCAGGAGAAGCUGCGGCCCCUGUGGAAGCCCUAUAGCCGCUGCACGGACGGCAUCGUGUACGUGGUGGACUCUGUGGACGCCGAGAGGCUUGAGGAGGCCCGGACUGAGCUGCACAAGAUCACCAGGUUCUCGGAGAACCAGGGGACCCCGCUGCUGGUCAUCGCCAACAAGCAGGACCUGCCCCGGGCGCUGGAUGUCGGGGAGAUCGAGAGGCAGCUGGCCCUGGGCGAGCUGAGUCCCUCCACCCCGUACCACGUCCAGCCGGCCUGCGCCAUCAUAGGAGAGGGUCUGGACGAGGGCAUGGACAAACUGUAUGAGAUGAUAGUGAAGAGGAGGAAGUCACUGAAGCAGAAGAAGAAGAGGCAGUGAUAACGGAUGAUUGAUUGGGUGGCAAAAAAAUACCAGAUUAAUCUUUACUAUAGAAAUAUUCUAGGAUGGAUUCUAAUGAUAUUUUUAAAGUGAUAGAAUACGUAGCAGAUAAUAAAAAAAAACAUGAAGCAUAAAUAUCAUUGUUAUGACUUGCAGAAACAUUGCAAGUCUCCAUGAAUGAUGGCAAUAUAUAUAUAUACAGUGAUGCCACACGCAGUAUAAACUCAUCCACAUCCAUAUGCUCCUGUAGGAACGUUAGAGAGGGACACAGCUCAGAUAAAACGCCUGACAUCUUUGACUUUAUUUGCAGUAAGCAAGCAGAUGAUCUUAUGAUGUAAACUCUCAAAAUUAUCAGAACAAAUCCAUGGGAAGAUAGUGAUGUUUGCCUUGAUUGACGACUGUUUGGAGCUCCUGUAGAGGGAGGUGGUGUCUCUAUGAACUGUGGUAAGUCCCUGACAUGGGGGAUAGUAAUAUGAUUGCUUCAUUAGGGGGGGGCCUGCAUUAGAGCAGAGAUGUGGUACACAGAGUGCAGACCUACUGGCAGGGCUCCCUGUUGCUGCUGCUGGUGCUGGUGUGAGCCGUGCACAGAUGUGUUGUUAAUGGGAUUAGGGACGCACUGGUGCACAGGCUGGUGUUCAGAGCCGUGGGAUGGUGUUACGCCGAAGACGACUCCCCUGGGAAGACACACAAACUGCUCUGUCUCCUCCGUCCUCCAGGGUUUGGUAGUUUACUGCCCCUCCCUGCCACUUUGAGGUGAAAAUAUAAAUCAAGAUGUGAACGAAUAAGACUGUAGCCGUAAAUCUUCUUGAAAGUGAUUAGCAAAAUGGCAGGGUUUUGAAUCUUACCUCGUGACUUUUCAGGCUGUGUGUCUUAUCCCAGAGAGGCCCUCUUUGAUCCCCCCCCCCCCCCCCCCCCCCCUCCUUGAGCUCUUCAGCUCUGUGAACAGCUGAUUCUGUCUUUACACAACACAGCAGAUGUCUGCCUCGGACUAUCUUGACCAUUUUAUCCCUGCUUCCUCUGAUUCUUUGCACUUUCUCAUGGUUCUCCUCCUGAUUUACAGCGAGAUUGUCCGGCUGUUCGUGUGGUGAUGCUGCUUUUCUUCCAUGAAAAAUAAGCAGUUGCCAUUUGUUAGUUUCCAGUGGGGUAUAUUUGCUACAGAAAGUCCUACAAAUAAUCUCCGACGGCACCAAUUUGAUGUCAAAUACUUGCACAUAAACCACUUUCAUGGCCAGAACAAAGAUAACAUGUGAACAAUAGCUUGUCUUGUUUUAUAGAACAGGUUCUUUAGUUUAAAGAGUAAAUCUAAAUGUAGCGUGAAUGUUUCAAGUUGAGGCUGUAAUACUCUUUAUUUAAAUUUAAGGGGAAGUCCCUACGCUCUUCUGACCAGUUGAUCAUUAAGAUUAACGAUUAAUCGACUGAUUGUUUCAGUCCUAGUUUCUUCUCCCUUUUCCCCCACGUGUCUGAUUUCACUGUUUAUAUCAUCCGCCAUCUCAAAAAGGAAAUUAUUUCAAAUAUAAAUUUAGAUAAAAUGAAAAGGUCAGAAUUUAAAUUGUGAGUCAGCUGUUUGUCAGAGUUGUCGAGAACGUGUUGUGCGUGCACCCCCGCACUGUGUCGACCUGCUGGCGGUGACAUGACGGCGACAAGGGGGGAAAAGUGUCUUCCAGUAAUGAAGAUGUAGUGAAACCAACCAACAGGCUGGAACCUGUUCAGCUGCUUCUAGACAAUGACCGUUUCUCUUAUGGACAAAACCUUAUCCUCAACUUGUCCUCCAGUUAAAUGAUGAACCGAAACCUAGUGUAUGUACGUGAGGUUCAAAUUUAUCCCCUGACCACAACAGUGUUAGCAUCCAGCCGUAACUGAUUUAAGGAAGUGUUUAAGGCGUAAGUGACUGCUUGCAGAAAAGUUUGUAUGAAGUCACUGACAACAGCAGUUGGUGUCUGUAGUCUUAAGGAUUGUUGAAUGUCUCAAACAAAACAUAAAACAAGACAAAUGCUGCAGCUUCAUGUCCAUAAAUAAUACAACAAAUAAUUCUAAGCCACACACUGCAGCAUGUUGCUCGAUUUUCACUCAGAUGAUUUGUGUAUUGCUGAACUUCCGACAUCGUACCUAUACCUGCCACCAGGGGGCAGUCAUGAAUGGGUUUUCUUUGCAGUCACUAUGUAAUGUUUGCGGCACAAAUGCGACGUGGACGUGGCAAAUCCUCCUGUCGAGCUGUGAUCCGACAUUGCAUGACAGCCACAAUUUCAGACAAUGUAAAUUAUACAGUGUAGUGUUACAGCCAAGAUACAGCAAGACCAAACAAUGUGUUACAUGCCAAAAGGGGGAGGAAAAAAAAGUAUUUUUGGGAUUAAACUCUUUGUAAUUGA